AUGGCCAGCACUCCGCCAGCUUCGCCUAUUCACCAGCGACCCUCGUCCGCCAUUUUCAAGCCUUCGAGGAGCAGUAGUAGACUGAGCAUGAGCAGCAAGACGGGACUGGGCAGCCGCGCCUCAGACGAGGACGCGCGCACCGCUGUCCGUGUUGGUAUGUUUUUCUUCCUCUGGUUUUGCUCUUUCCACCCUUGGCGCGCCCAAUGCUCAUCCCGCGCGCGCAUAGCUGUACGCAUUCGACCGCCUCUUGAGCCCUCAGAUCCCGGCUACGACCUGAUACCACAGCGCUUCCAGCGCUCCAUGGUUCAGACCUCAGCAGACACAAGCCUAUCCAUUGAUUCGCCCCAAGGACGCAAGCUCUUCGUUUUUGACCGCGUUUUCGGCCCCGAAGUCGACCAGGAAGGCGUAUGGGACUAUCUCAGCGACUCAGUCAACGCCUUCGCCCAGGGCUACAAUGUCUCGCUCCUCGCCUACGGCCAGUCGGGCGCCGGAAAAUCGUACACAAUGGGCACCUCGGGCCCUCUAGAUCAGCAGGAUGACAACAUGAUGGGUGUCAUUCCCCGCGCCGCAACUGCUCUCUUCGCAAAGCUUGAGUCUCUCUACGGCAAAAAUGACGGCUCAAUUGGCUCACUCGGCUCUCUCAGAAACAGCCAAUUUCUGACGCAACUGAAAAACCCACGUGGUUAUGCCCAGCAAAAUCCUCUGGGUGACCGCAACUGGUCUCUGAGAGCCACCUAUGUGGAAAUCUAUAACGAACAGCUUCGGGAUCUACUAACCCCCGAAACAACCCCUCUCGGCGAACGUUCCAACGUCGCUAUCCGCGAAGACACCAAAGGCAACAUCAUAGUUACCGGCCUUCACCAAGUUCAGAUUGAGUCCGCUGACGAUCUCAUGAAUGCCCUCGCUAUGGGCUCGACCAUUCGCCAAACCGACGCUACCGCAAUCAAUGCCAAGUCUUCUCGCUCCCAUGCCGUCUUCUCGCUAAACCUGGUGCAGAGACGCAGCAAGACCCAGACUAACGCUGCCGACAAGCGAUUUUCCGUGCCCAUCGAGGCCAUGACCGGACAGGAAGUUUCCAUAACCACGGACAGCAAACUGCAUUUCGUCGAUCUUGCCGGCAGUGAAAGACUGAAAAACACUGGUGCGCAAGGCGACAGAGCCAAGGAAGGCAUUUCCAUCAAUGCCGGCUUGGCCUCGCUCGGCAAAGUCAUCAGCCAGCUAUCAUCCCGCCAACACGGCUCGCACGUAUCGUAUCGUGAUUCCAAGCUCACCCGUCUUCUGCAAGAUUCGCUCGGUGGCAACGCCAUCACGUACAUGAUUGCCUGUGUAACCCCGGCCGAAUUUCACCUCAGCGAGACCCUCAACACCGUCCAGUACGCCCAGCGCGCCCGCGCCAUUCAGUCCAAGCCUCGCAUUCAGCAAGUAGAGGAAGGCGACAGGCAAGCCGUCAUCGAUCGCCUCAAGGCUGAAGUCAGUUAUCUUCGCGAACAGAUCCGCAACUCCCAAAAUGGCGACUCAGCCUCCAAGAACUCCAGUGCCGGCAUGACUGACCGCUCCGAACGCGACAAGGAGCGCGAAACUGAGAUGCAGAAUCAGCUUCUCGACAUGCAAGAAAACUACAGCGCACUCGGCCAGCGUCACGCACGUCUCAUCGCCGAAAUGGCCAGAGCGGGUGACAAGGAGUCUGCCGAUAGGGAAGCCUCAGACUCGUCACAAGUUAACAGCGCCACUGACAGACUGAAUCGGUCCAAUUCUUUCGCCCAGGCUGUUGAGCAGGUCGUUCUCGAAUACGAAAAGACGAUUGAGUCGCUUGAACAAUCUCUGUCCAGCACUCGAAGCACCCUCUCCACCACCGAGACCUCACUGCUCGAGAGAGAGACAAAGCUGGCCUAUAUUGAAACCAUUAACACACAGCUUCAGUCUCGAGUACAGAAACUCAUGGAUCGCGAAGCCAAUACUGAGUCCUAUCUUCACGAUCUCGAAUCCAAACUGGACGGCCACAGCAACGGCGACGAAAAGAAUGCUUCCAUUAUUACCGAAUUGCGCAAAGAAAUUGCCCGCGCUCGUGAGAAUGAGGCGUCGUGCGAAGACUACAUUUCCACUCUGGAGGAGCGCCUCGCCGAAGCCGACCAGGACGCCGAGCUGAUGCAGCGCGAAAUCGAUCGCCUCGAACAAAUCAUUGAACGCCAGCGCAGUCUGGGCAAGCUCGAUUCCCUACUCUAUGAACUCGAUCACGUCGACGGGGCGAAGCAGCCCGAAGUGAACGGAACCCACGAAUCUUCUUCACUCCGUGCUUCUGCUGACCACUCCCGCAAGCUAUCUCAUAUUCGCACACAGAGUCAAAUCAACGAAACAAUCCACGAGGAUGAUGAGGAUGCUGACGCAGACGCCGACGAAUCCCGUGCUAGUACCGUUCGAGAGGAGGUCUUCCAGGACUCUGUCGAGCACGUCACUCGUCAAGUCAAGACGCCCGACGGUCUCCAUGUCGACACUCCCGCCCAGGUUGUACAAAGCCCGGACCAGAGCGAGUAUGUCGCAGAUAAACUCGAGAGCGUCACACAGGAGCUGGUAGACCUCCGUGUUGAGCACGAAUCUACCGUCAAUAACUACGACGCGCUUCAAGCCAAGUAUGACGAAGCCAUGCAGAAAAUGGCCGCCCUCCAGGAUACCGUUGAUGAAGCCCGCCACCUCCGCAGCGUACGUGACUCUGUCACCUCGGAAUAUUCGUCCAACCAGCGACCCGAUUCUUUCCGCUCUUCCGUUGUAUCGCAACUUGCCAAGGACGGUCCACGUUCAUCUGCGUCCCGCUCCCUCUCCUCCGAGCUCUCCUCUGCUAUGGAGUCGGCUGACACCGCCGACACCUCGGCCCACGAAGACAUGGCCGAGGACGACGAUACGGCCACCACCAAGCCUGACGCCUCUAGCGAUGAUGUGACGCAGAGCGAUCUGACUGCUGAAUUAACUCGAGAGCUGGAGCGCCUCAAACAGCUUGCCGACGACAGAGAAGAGGCUGCCAAGGAACUCGCCGCUAAGUACGCCCAGCUUCAGUCAUCCCACAGCGACACUCUCGAUGCCGUGGAGCAGCUCAAAACGGAUCUGUCCAAGGCGCGUGCCGUGGAGGGCACCUCUCCGCGUACUGCUAACCCUGUGAUUCGCCGCAAAUCCAGCCAAAAUCUCCUCAUCAUUGACAGAGCUCACCGCUCGUUUGCUUCUUUGCGUAACAUAGCUAGCGAAAACUUUGAAACCCGCCCGGAAGUCAUGCAAAACUUUGAGCUCAAUCUCAACGCCGCCAUGCAUGAACUUCACACUCGCAGCGAGCGCAUCCAGGAGCUCGAAGCUUCUGUCGCGUCAACAAAGAAGGAAAUGGAGACUAAGAUGACCAUCAUCUCUGGCCUGACUCGUGAGCGCACUAGCUUAAAGGCCAGCCCUAUGGAUAUGUCCAUGGUCGCAACCCUGCGACAGAAACUCGAGCAGAAUGAGAAACAGCUGGCUGACAUGGCUGAAGGCCACAAGCAACGCGAACAGUCUCUGAUGUCCGAGUUGGAGCAACUGCGUGUCAAAUUUGGCCAGAACGAGGAGAAGCAUAGAGAUGGCGUUGAGGCGACUGCCGCCGACAAGGACAAGCAGGUCAUCUCUCUGCAAGCCGAGCUUUCCGCCUGGGAGUCGAAGCACACCAUGACUCUAAUUUCUGUGCAAGCCGCCGAGGCCGAGCUCCGCAGCACUAUUCAACGCCUCGAGACCGAGCUCGCCGCAGCAAAUGCCGAUCUCGAAAAGGCUAAGGCUACCUCGACGGCUGAUGUCGAUGCCAUUGCCAGCAACGAACGCAAACACUUGGAUCUCGUCAACUUUCUGCGCAGUGAAAUUGAUGAGUAUAAGAAAAUCAUCCAUAGCAACUCUUCCAAGAUUGCUGAGCUCGAACAGGCACAUGCUGCCACCAAGUCCGACCUGGAGAACAUGUCGACUUCGCACAGCGCUGCGGCAUCCCAGGCGAAACAGCACGAGGAACUCGUCGCCGAGCUGCAAGCCCAAAUUGCCAACUUUGAGGGCACCUCCAAGUCUCACCAGGAGGCUCUCGAUGGGCUGUCGGCGACGCACGCCAAGGAACUUGCCGAGAUAAAGGCGCACGAGCAAAAGGGCUACGAAGAACAGAUGGAGGUUCUUCUGGCUGAGCACCAGGAAUCGGCACGCAAACUCGAAGCCGAGGUAAAUGACGCACGUGAUGACUUGAUGAAGGUGGCUACACAAGUUGCCUCGGCCCUGGGGUUGGAGGUUAGCAUCGAGAAGCUUACUGAGCGCAUCGAUGGGCUGGUCAAUGACCAAAAGCUGCUCCAGGCGGAGCAGAUCAAGUCGGCUGAGAUGCAGAAACACGUCGCCGAGCUCACCUCGAUCAACACAACUGUCAUGCAUGAUCUGGAAGAAGUCAAGGCCAAGCUAGCUGAGCUGCUGACCGAACCUGCCAGCGAGACCGAGACUGCUGCGGCGCCCGCAUCUGUCAAGGACCAGAUUAUUGCCGUCAAGGGUAGGAUGGAUGAACUGGAGUCCAAGAAUAAGAAGCACAGUCGCCUAGUUGAGGAGCUAGAGGAGCAGCUGCAGAACAACUUUGACGAGGCACAGGUGGCGAACAAGCGCCUCAGCACUCUGCAGACGGAGCGCACAGCGCAGCUGGAAGAAAUUAAUGCCGCCAGAGCCAAGCUCCAGGCCGAGCUGGACACGCUCCGCGUCGAGUACAACUCGCUGCAGGUCAAGCUGAGCGAAGCUGACGCGAAUGGCGACGUGCGGCGCUCCAACUCUGGUUCGACAAUCCGCAAGGCUGCUUCGCACAACUCUCUGCCUUCGCCACCCCCUGCUAUUCCCCUACCGCCCCUGCCUGGCUCUGCAGCGUCGUCUGUCACUGGCGCACCUUCAAGCCCGACGAGUGGUCGCCCUCUUAGCAAAGACAACAUGAACAUUUCUCAAAUCACCGAGGACCAGGAAGCGCGCAUCCGCACCAUUGAGAAGCACUUGUACGCGGAGCGGCAGCUGACGCAGACUCUGGAGGAGGCUCUCAGCGAUCUCGAAAAGCAGUCGAAGAAGGUCAAGACGGACUGCGAUGCGUGGAGAAAGCGUGCUUCUGACUUGGAGUCGGAAGUUAAGGAACUCAAAGAUCGGCCGACAGAAUCGGCGCAGGACAACCGAUGGAGCAUGCAGAUUGUGGAAGAGGAGCGCAAGAAACGACAAGCAGCGGAGCAGGCUAGAAGGCAGCUCGAGGAGAGGAUGAAUGCCAUCAAAAAGGGCAAGAAGAAGAAGGGCAGCUUGAACUGCUUCUAG
Beauveria bassiana ARSEF 2860 is the source of this 5307-nucleotide messenger RNA. RefSeq names its product kinesin-like protein. NCBI's taxonomy places the organism in Eukaryota, Fungi, Ascomycota, Sordariomycetes, Hypocreales, Cordycipitaceae. The record is from RefSeq and is a predicted model, not a curated record. Gene Ontology annotation, molecular function: ATP binding; microtubule motor activity; microtubule binding. Bases 1 to 5307 code for a protein of 1768 amino acids. The transcript is spliced from 2 exons. Gene Ontology annotation, biological process: microtubule-based movement; mitotic spindle organization.